CACGAAUCAUCAAUUUCAAUCUUGCUCAUCUUUCAUCGUCUCCCGUGUCGCAUUUUUCCAUUUGAAGCAUAUAUGGACGCAGAUACAGAUGUCGAUGAAAUAAGAUCAAAAGUCCUCCAGAAUACUCUUGUGGAAGUAGCAUCCUCGCGGAAUCAAACAGAAACCGACAGUUCAAAAGAAACAUGUUGCGUCAUUUGCCUCGAUAAUAUAACCGAGGUUUGCGAGGCCCGGCCUUGCAGCCAUCGGAAUUUCGAUUAUCUUUGCCUCCUUAGCUGGCUCGAGCAGCAGACGAAAUGCCCCCUUUGCAAAAGCAAUAUCGAUGAGGUCUUAUGCGACUUCGAGAGCGAUAAGCCAGACGCGAAGAGUAGAGUAUAUCUGGUUCCCCACCAGAAAGAGCCAUCACAACAAGAGGCCCAGUCGCGCGCUCAAUUAUACCGACCACGAGACACCAUCCCGCGACCGAAUCAUCGUCGAGCCGAAAAUGCGCCUCCCCGACGAGUAACUGUUGACGAGGCAAUCGUCCGUCGCCAACAUGUUUACCGCAACCAAUUAUACUCACUACACGUAGGAUCGAGCCAAAGGUCGGGUUUUCGCGACUUGACCCCGCAGCUUUUCGAAUCCGAUCCCGAAAUGGUAUCAAGGGCGCGGACGUGGCUAAGAAGGGAACUCCAAGUCUUCGAAUUCUUGCGCACGCCGCCCACGGCACAAUCGAGCGAUAACGCGAUGACGAGAAGACGUGCGAAUAAUGCAGAGUUUCUACUCGAGUAUAUAGUUGCGAUUUUGAAAACGGUGGAUAUUCAAGGAAGUCAGGGUCAAGCGGAGGAAAUGCUUAAAGAUUUUCUAGGUCGCGAUAAUACCAAGUUGCUCCUUCAUGAGCUUAAAAACUUCCUCCGUAGUCCUUGGUCAUUAGAAGCUUGGGAUCGUAAGGUCCAGUACCCCACAACAAAGAAACGACCGAUCAAUGAGGAGGAGGAAGUCGAACAGGAAAGUUCCACGCAUCCAAGACGAGUAGGAAGCGGGAGUUCCGACAGAUCAAAACGGUGGGCCGGUGAUUCGUACCGUCCUACAUACUCGAAUCGUCAUCGUAAACGUAUAGAAGCACGUCAAUACAAUCCUGAUUAAAAUAUUAUGCCAUCUCUAGGUUCGUGUCCCAUGAAAUUUCGUAAUCUUAACAUAGAAUUCGAUCACGUAACUGUUUAUCUCAUCAAAUAUACUCGAGUUUCCAAAACAAACAUGCGAAGACAUCCAAACUCUAAGCUAAGAAGAACACAUAUAUUCAAUGCGGCACGUCUACAUACACAAUACUAUCUAUUUCGAUUCUCUACUCGAUGCUUGAAUAUUCUAUCUUAGCGCGUAAAAUUUCUCGACUUCAAUCUCAAGCUUCUUUACUUGUCCGCCGUAAUAUACACGUUGAUGAAUUGUGGAAUCGAAGCCGCUACCUGGCUAUCAAGUCCGAUUCAGUAAAACCCUCGCAUGUCUUAUAAUAAGGGAAACAAACUAGAUACUGCCGUCUCACGAUGACCAAUAUUAGAGUAAGGGCCGGGUUUCAUCAACAGUUCAAUGCGAAGUUCACGAUUAUGGGGACGGAAGCAUGGACAGGGGAACAGGAUCUCAUUGUAAAGAAUGAUGCAUAGCUUCUUUGGAUAUCGGACAUGUUGUCGUUUCAAGUUAGAUGUACUACCUAUGAGAAACAAUAUCAACAUAACCUUGAAAAAAUCCUCCCAUUAUCGCAGCGUGUUAUCUAAAUACCUAGGUACUCACAGGUUCACCAUAACGCGGAGAGUGGGCUGUAGGUGGC
Messenger RNA from Hypoxylon trugodes, 1798 nucleotides. RefSeq lists its product as uncharacterized. The record is from RefSeq and is a predicted model, not a curated record. Gene Ontology annotation, biological process: protein polyubiquitination; protein monoubiquitination. NCBI's taxonomy places the organism in Eukaryota, Fungi, Ascomycota, Sordariomycetes, Xylariales, Hypoxylaceae. The coding region runs from base 73 to 1122 and encodes 349 amino acids. Gene Ontology annotation, molecular function: ubiquitin protein ligase activity. The transcript has 2 exons.